AUGGAGUUUCUGAAGGCAUUCUUCAAGAAAUGGAAGAGAAUGGGUAUUAGUAGUAAAAGAACAACCAAAUCUUCUCCACCAUGUGAGCAUUAUUGCUGCUGCAUCUGCUGUUGGAGUUUGUGGUCUUCAUUCUCAAUUCACAACAAGGAAAAGAUGUUCAUUCCGAGAGAUGUCCCAAAAGGUCACAUUGUAGUAUAUGUUGGCAAACAAUCGAAAAGAUACAUCAUUAACAUUUCCCUUCUCAACGAUCCUCUCUUUCAAGAGUUGUUAGAUCGAGCAAGUGAAGAGUACGAUUUCAUACCCGCUUCCAAAAUCUGCAUUCCUUGCGACGAGAAUGUUUUCCUCGAUAUUGUCCAGCACUCUUCCAAUUCCCCAACAAAACUAUCCUGUUUCUCUUGA
Molecule: messenger RNA, 399 nt
Organism: Impatiens glandulifera
Lineage: Eukaryota; Viridiplantae; Streptophyta; Magnoliopsida; Ericales; Balsaminaceae
Product: auxin-responsive protein SAUR50-like
Exons: 1
Coding region: 1-399 (132 amino acids)
Biological process (GO): response to auxin
Source: RefSeq, a predicted model, not a curated record